Molecule: messenger RNA, 2221 nt
Organism: Gopherus evgoodei (Goodes thornscrub tortoise)
Lineage: Eukaryota; Metazoa; Chordata; Testudines; Testudinidae
Product: butyrophilin subfamily 1 member A1-like
Exons: 4
Coding region: 744-1373 (209 amino acids)
Molecular function (GO): protein binding
Source: RefSeq, a predicted model, not a curated record
CCAGUGACGGAGAAUCCAGCACCACUCUUGGUAAAUUGUUCCAAUGACUAAUUACCCUCAUGUUUAAAAACUAACACCUUGUUUCUGAUCUGAAUUUGUCCAGCUUUAACUUCCAGUUAUUUGGAUCUUGUUUAAUCUUUGUUUUCUAGAUUAGUUGUCUGCUAGGUCUUUGACUAAAGAUUUGUGUGAAUUCAUUUUAGCCUCUGCAUCCGGAGGCAAGGCGUAGAGGGUGGGGGAAUGUGGAGUCAAAAGCCCCAUCCCAGAUUUGCGGCUUGGAUUGUACUGAUUGUGCCCACCUGGACUGAGCAUGCUCAGUAACACUGCUGAAGCUGGGUGCCCUCACUCUGCCCACCUCCCGCACACACACUAUCAGCAGGCAUGGGUGUCUCUGCCUGGAUCCAUGUACCACAACAGAUCUCAGUGCAGUUCCAAGUGACCGGAGCCAGCUUCCUGGAGGAGGGCGUGGUUCCUAUGCAUUUAUCUCUGUGAGACACAUUUUGAUCAAGGUCCCAGCCCAGCUUGUCAAUUCCUGCACCUCUAGUUGCAGGCACAAAUUUGUAAGUGUCUCUGAAACUCAGGUUUGAACGUGCACCUGGGCCUUUAGUUUGCAGGUGGGGUACGGAUUGCGCAGACACAGGCUACUACUAUGCACAUACAAUGUUCAUUAUUUGCUGCUGGUGCCUUGUGAUUGGACUCCAAAAUCACAUGGUUUUGUUUCUGUUCCCUGGGAUGCCAGAGACAUAAUGAGCAGGCAUGAGGAGGAGAAGGGACAGGCUGCAAUGGCUCUUUCUCCUGAACCGAGGCAGAGGACGCCGGAGUUCUCCCUCAACCCCCAGACUUUGAAGGAAUUCAAAGUGAACCUGACUCUGGAUCCGGACACAGCAGGUCCUGAACUCAUUCUCUCUGAGGACCUGAAAGGUGCCAGAUGGGGAAAACCAAGUCAGAAGAUGCCUGACCAUCCGGAGAGAUUUGACACUGAUCCCUGUGUGCUGGGCUGUGAGGGAUUCACCUCGGGGAGACACUACUGGGAGGUGGAGGUGGGUGGGAUGUUCUGGACUGUGGGUGUGGCCAGAGAGUCUAUGAGGAGGAAGGGACAUAUUGUCUUUCGACCCAACACGGGAGUCUUAGGUUUGCAGAAAUAUCAUCACCUCUGCGUGGCGCUCACCAGCCCUUCCAACACCUAUGUUCCCCUCAAAAAUAACAACAAUGAGAUCGGCAUCUAUCUGGACUAUGAACUGGGGCAAGUGUCGUUUUAUGACCUCUGCAACGAGGAGCUGCUCUUCGCUUUCCCACCGGUCUCUUUCAACGGGGAGAGAGUUUUCCCUUACUUUUGUGUAUUUUUGUCCCACAUAAAACUGUCCCCCAGAGGGUGAUGCAUGGCUGUGAUUCCCAGAAACUUCAGAGACUGCUAUAUUCAGAUGGGCUGGACGACAUGGGCCCAUAGCAUAUUGACAGGCCUAUGUAUCAAUACGUGUAUUACAGGUAAUUGUAUGUUCCCGGCUCAUUGGGUGGAUUUUCUGGGGAAUCUGGGAAGAUCAAUGCAAAUUCCUAUGGUUGAUUACUCAGAUUCUCAGCCUUUAAGGCUUCACCCCCUGGGGACAGGGGCACCAGUUGAUUUUACCUGCCUCAGGAGCUUGGGAACAAAUUUUGGGGUCUAAAGGGUGAGUUUAAACAGACUCUCUCAUUUUGAGCCAACAAACUGACAUGAACUUUUAAUCGAUAGGUCAAACCCUGUGAAGGAGUGGAAGGACUAGAACCUGCCAGGGUCUCCACAGGACUGAUGGGGGACCUCUGGGAAGCAGAAGUCUGCCUUUCCAUUUGUUAUUGUUUUAUUGAUCUUUUUUCUCUGUAAGGCUUUUGCCCUGAAAUAAAUGCUCUGUGCAAACUGCCUAAUCCCUGGUGCCCUGCUGUUAGCCCUUGGCAGAGAGAGCGCAAAACUGCAGUGCUGAGAUAGGUCAGACGCCGAUCUUUUCUCUGCCGUGCAAUGGUGCGAUAUAAAGGGAAAACACACAAGAAACAUUGGUGAGAUGUGAAAGAUCUGAAUAAAAUAUGCCCAGCGUCCAUCACAUCACAAGCUUUUCCAGGUGGGGAAUUGUUUGUUUGGGAUUUGUUUUUUGCAAAAUAUUUAUUGCAUUUCUUUGUGUAAUUGACUUUUCCCUGUUACUCAGUAUCUGGUAGGAAGAGCCUUGAUUUUGCAAUAAAUAUGUGUUCCAAUUUUUCA